GCAUCAUCGCAGGGUCCAAAUGACUACCUCAGGGAAUGGAAACACAGGACCGAGGAUUACCUGGAUAUGUUCAUGGCAAGGGAGGCUCCUCAUUCAGACAGGGUGUGUUCGUUGUGCGACCGAGAUGGAGCUUAUAGGUGUCACAACUGUUUUUCAGAGCCGAUCUUCUGCAGUGAGUGCUGCCGAACACAGCAUGUCCGACUGCCAUUCCAUAAGAUUAGUCAGUGGAACAGAGACUUCUUCGAGGAGAGCUCAUUGACGAAAUUGGGCAUGGAGUACCACCUCAGCCAUAGGGGACUCCCAUGCCCGAGGAACACGGGAGGACCUGAAGAGAUCCGUCGGGAGGAAAAGGAUGUAUUUGACAAUGAUUCGGUGGAUAUGCCAGCCAUUGAGGAAUUUACUGACGAUGAGGACUCCUCUCCAACCGAUGGUACUUCAGGACACAAGGGAAUGCCCGUUGUCGGGUGCAUCGUGCGGGUAACAGUGGUUGAUAUCACGGGCAUACAUUAUCUCAUAAUCCAUUUCUGCCAAUGCACCGAUGCUCCCAAUGCGGAGAAACAGUUGUUUCAAAUGGGUUUGUUCCCGGCCUCUUUCACCCGGCCUAGGACCGCAUUCACAUUUGCCUUGCUGAAUGAUUUUGCGCUUGACAAUGUAGAGUCCGGCACUUCUGCUAUGAACUAUUACAAUAAAUUGCGGUGGAGAAUGUCCAGCAUCUUCCCUCACCUAGUACCGGAUAGAUACAGGGAAUUGAUGGGAGUGGCAAGGCAAUGGUGGCAGCUGAAGCUUCUCAGAUGGAAUGGUUUUGCUCACGGAAGAACACAUCCCAAACCGGGCGAGCUGGGUCUCUUCUGCCUGACAUGCCCACAACCCAGAAUCAAUGUCGCGCUGCCAACCAAAUACAACGAAAUGAAGCCGAGAUGGCUGUAUGGCCACUCGUUGGUCAUGGACGGAAAUUUCAAAGCCGAGCAUCUCCACCCGACCAAUCCAGACGAUGAAGUAUGGCUCAUGGACGGCCUUGGGUUCAUGGUCGGUAGGAAAAGGUACAAGGCUCACUUGGCCGUAGCAAUGGAUUCAAUGCAAAGGUCCGAGUGCAACAACCACCGGGCAGUGAAUCAGGCCAAUGCAUUUCGGCACAAAUUGGAAGCUACAGGCAUCGGUGGGUGUGCCUGUGCCAGACACGGAUGCUUUGUCCCUCAUUCCAUGGUGGAUUUUCAGAAGGGCGAGAGGCAAAUGAACAUGGACUACGCGCUUUGCAACGUUCUCAGUUACAACACUCAAGGAUUGGAAACUGCUUUGACGUUUUACGAUGUGAAUUGCCAGUACAACAAAUAUCUAUUGCAUCGGACCGAGGACAGCCCAUAUUUGGCAAUCCCAUUUGGAAUGGAGGUCAUCCCGGGAAUUGGUCUUUGGCAUGUGCACGGUCACCAGGACCAGUGCUACGUGAGGUACGCUUCGAAUUUUAUCACGGGAGUGGCAAGAAUUGAUGGGGAGAUCAUGGAGACGCUGUGGGCACCUCUCAACAUCAUAUCUCCUUCCUGCCGAGGUAUGUCCACUCCUCAUCGGCAGGAGUGUCUUGACUACCAGAUGAAUGACUGCAAUUUCAUGAAGAUGAUCAGAAUGAGCAUAUUCCUUUGUAGGAAAUACAAAGAAGCCAAGCAAGGUGCUGCCGAGAGCAGCGAAGCCUUUGAAAAAUUGAAUGAGAGCGCUGAUCCCGACAUGGUGACAGAAUGGCAAGAGCAAGAAACAGCUGCUAAUGCAUCUCGGGCGGAAGACCCGUCAUCCAUGGAUAUAUAUGAGGUUCACUUGGAAAAGGGUAUGUAUCGUGGCAGACGUAAUUAG
Molecule: messenger RNA, 1839 nt
Organism: Suillus plorans
Lineage: Eukaryota; Fungi; Basidiomycota; Agaricomycetes; Boletales; Suillaceae
Exons: 4
Source: RefSeq, a predicted model, not a curated record